AUGGCAUCAACAAAAGCCGCAAGGGUUGGAGAAGAGGUAUGGAAGACCCGAGUGGAUAAGGUCAAUGCCGAGCUCGUUACUUUAACCUAUGGUACGAUGGUAGCUCAGCUCUGCUCAGACUUUGAUAGCAACUAUGCGGAAGUCAAUAAACAGUUGGAUAAAAUGGGAUACAACAUCGGCAUGCGUCUGGUUGAGGACUUCUUCGCCAAGUCUGGUACUCAAAGAUGUGCCAACCUGAGAGAGACUGCAGAGACUAUAUCCAAAGUAGGAUUUAAGAUCUUCCUCAAUAUUACACCCACGGUGACGAAUUGGACGGCCGAUAACAAACAGUUCUCGUUGAUUUUUGAAGAGAACCCAUUGGCGGACUUUGUCGAGCUACCAGACGACGGACGUGCCCAAGAUGAGCUGUGGUACUCGAACAUCUUGUGUGGUAUACUGAGAGGAGCGCUGGAGAUGGUCCAAAUGCAGGUUGAAGCACACUACGUCAGCGACGUGCUGAGAGGUAACGAUAUUACAGAGAUGCGUAUCACUCUGUUGAGAUACGUUGAAGAUGAAAUGCCGCCAGACGACGAAUGA
Letharia columbiana is the source of this 576-nucleotide messenger RNA. RefSeq lists its product as uncharacterized. The transcript is spliced from 5 exons. The record is from RefSeq and is a predicted model, not a curated record. Gene Ontology annotation, biological process: intra-Golgi vesicle-mediated transport; endoplasmic reticulum to Golgi vesicle-mediated transport. NCBI's taxonomy places the organism in Eukaryota, Fungi, Ascomycota, Lecanoromycetes, Lecanorales, Parmeliaceae. The coding region runs from base 1 to 576 and encodes 191 amino acids. Gene Ontology annotation, cellular component: cis-Golgi network membrane; cytosol; TRAPP complex.